Messenger RNA from Prinia subflava (tawny-flanked prinia), 1010 nucleotides. RefSeq names its product TM2 domain containing 3 (gene TM2D3). The coding region runs from base 64 to 825 and encodes 253 amino acids. The transcript has 6 exons. Lineage: Eukaryota; Metazoa; Chordata; Aves; Passeriformes; Cisticolidae. The record is from RefSeq and is a predicted model, not a curated record.
UGGCGCCGCCGUUUCCCGCCUCCCCUGGGCCGCGCCGGCCCCGCCCCCGCCCGGCGCUCCAAGAUGGCGGCGCGGUGGUGGCGGCGCGCCCUGCGCGGGCUCUGCGGGGCCGCGCUGUUCCUGUCACAGCUCUCCGUCCUCUCGGGCCGCGUGGGAUCUUUGAUGACGACAAAGCUUUCACAGCCGCAGUCUACACUGGCAAAAAGCCUAACUUCAACAAGUACAAAUGCUCCCUAUUUUAAAGCAUUAGAAAGUACAGAAAUUCCACCUUACGUGACUAACUGUCCCAGCAACGGGCUUUGCAGUAGAUUGCCACCAGACUGCAUGACAUGUAACACAAACUAUUCCUGUAUAUAUGGGAAGACAGCAACUUUUGACUGCAAAGUCAAGCCACAUGUUCAUUGUGUUGAUGAGAAUAACCACGAGCAGGAGAACUUCACAAUUAACAUGACGUGCCAGUUUUGCUGGCAGCUUGCCACAAGUGAUUAUGUCUGUACCAAUUCCACAAACUGCAUGACAGUUUCCUGCCCUCGACAACGAUACAAUGCAACUUGCACAGUCCGGGAUCACAUCCAUUGUCUAGGUAACCGUGUCUUUCCUAAGAUGCUCUAUUGCAACUGGACUGGAGGUUAUAAGUGGUCUACUGCCCUGGCACUAAGCAUCACCCUUGGUGGAUUUGGUGCCGAUCGUUUCUAUUUGGGUCAGUGGCGGGAAGGUCUGGGAAAACUCUUCAGCUUCGGUGGACUUGGAAUAUGGACACUAAUUGAUGUGCUGCUAAUAGGUGUUGGCUAUGUGGGACCUGCAGAUGGAUCUCUCUAUAUUUAAAUGUGGGCCCAAGGUGUUUCAGAGAGGAGUCGUUGCCUGCAGAGGGCUCUUAGAUAAACGAGUGGGGAGGUUUGAGCCUUCAACGUAGAAUGAGGAACAACUGUUCUGUGUGCAUAUAUUUUAAUGUACAGUAUCUGUACUUGGUUUGCCUUUAACUAAGGUCAAAUAAAAGAGUGGAUCACUGA